Propithecus coquereli (Coquerel's sifaka) is the source of this 1540-nucleotide messenger RNA. It is a transcript of the gene FBXL12, whose product is annotated as F-box and leucine-rich repeat protein 12. Gene Ontology annotation, biological process: positive regulation of protein ubiquitination; SCF-dependent proteasomal ubiquitin-dependent protein catabolic process. NCBI's taxonomy places the organism in Eukaryota, Metazoa, Chordata, Mammalia, Primates, Indriidae. Gene Ontology annotation, molecular function: protein binding. The coding region runs from base 211 to 1191 and encodes 326 amino acids. The record is from RefSeq and is a predicted model, not a curated record. The transcript is spliced from 3 exons. Gene Ontology annotation, cellular component: SCF ubiquitin ligase complex.
ACCUCCCCAGCCACCCAUUCCGGGCUUGGUCCUUGUCCCCUGCCGGGGCCUCGGAGCCUGUCCCAAUCCCGGGCUGUUCCAACCCCAAGACCCAACCACGUUCCCGCGAGAGGAAAAUCGACUUUCUCUGCGCGCUGCCUCGGCGCCCCCAAGGCUAGCCCGGACCUGGUGUCGCUUCGGCCGGAAGCGGAAGUGCGUGUCGGGGGCAUCAUGGCGACUGUUGCCGAACUCCCGGACUCGGUCCUGCUGGAGAUCUUCUCUUACCUCCCGGUACGGGACCGGAUCCGCAUCUCCAGGGUCUGUCACCGCUGGAAGAGACUGGUAGACGACCGGUGGCUGUGGCGACACGUCGACCUGACGCUCUACACGAUGCGGCCGAAAGUCAUGUGGCACCUCCUUCGCCGGUACAUGGCAUCCCGGCUCUACUCCCUGCGGAUGGGUGGCUACCUGUUCUCUGGCUCCCAGGCCCCGCAGUUGUCCCCCGCCCUGAUGAGGGCCCUGGGCCAGAAGUGUCCCAACCUGAAGCGCCUCUGCCUGCACGUGGCCGACCUUAGCAUGGUGCCCAUCACCAGCUUGCCCCCCACACUGAGGACCCUGGAGCUGCACAGCUGCGAGAUCUCCAUGGCCUGGCUCCUGAGGCAGCAGGACCCCACCGUGCUGCCCCUGCUGGAGUGCAUCGUGCUGGACCGCGUGCCCGCCUUCCGCGACGAACACCUGCAAGGCCUGACGCGCUUCCGUGCCCUGCGCUCGCUGGUGCUGGGCGGCACGUACCGCGUCACCGAGACGGGGCUGGAUGCCAGCCUGCAGGAGAUGAGCUACCUGCAGAGGCUCGAGGUGCUGGGCUGCACCCUCUCGGCCGACAGCACCCUGCUGGCCAUCAGCCGCCACCUCCGAGAUGUGCGCAAGAUCCGGCUGACCGUGAGGGGCCUCUCUGCCCCUGGCCUGGCCGUCCUGGAAGGGAUGCCGGCCCUGGAGAGUCUGUGCCUGCUGGGCCCCCUCAUCACCCCAGAAAUGCCCUCCCCCACUGAGAUCCUUUCCUCCUGCCUCACCAUGCCCAAGCUCAGAGUCCUCGAGCUGCAGGGGCUGGGGUGGGAGGGUCAGGAAGCCGAGAAGAUCCUGUGCAAGGGGCUGCCCCACUGCAUGGUCAUCGUCAGGGCCUGCCCCAAAGAGUCCCUGGACUGGUGGAUGUAACUGCCCCAUCUGUCCUUGGAAUCCAGCCUAGCUUUCACCGUUGAGCCCCAGACCCUCUGCGCAGCACGUUGAAGAGGGCGAGUAAUCUAGUUUAAAGGCACUGAAGGCCCCAGGUAGAGAGAACUCGGGCCCAGGGGCCUCUAGACCAUUGGAAUCAUUGUUUGCCAAUUGUGUGGCCUCUCUGAGACUCAGUUCCCACAUCUGGAAAUAGGGAAGACCACAGCUACCUCAUGGUUAUGUUGCAAAGCCUUACUCUGAACAGCUACCGACCCCAAGAAGGCUCUCAAUGAAGGGUGAUCCCCAGGGUUGUCCUUAGGAACAAGAUGGAGGCAGAAAGGUGGGGUUAAGA